CCACAUUCUCCAGAAAUUCUCAUACAUUCCAUUUUCUCUAUCGCUCACACUAUAAUGCUCUUGUCACAACUGAGGCAGCAGUUCAGCGCUGCAUUGCGGAUCACGCCCGCGCAGCGGAUAUCAGACCGGUUCAAGAUGCAAUUCCGAUUGCCGGGCCGCACAACCAGCGUGCUCUCUUCAGGCGUCGCCCCCACGCCAAAUGACCCGAUGCUGGCGCGUUCGCGGUACUUCAAGCCCAAGGGCCUAAGCCAGGGCGCCCCCAUCGGACUGCUUCUGGGCUCCGAUCACCGCAGGUACACGUACGAGACCAGCACGCCGGCGUUUCGGCUGAUCGCCAGCCCCUGGGCGUCCAACGAGCACCCGCGCGACCACAACGCCCUGCGGCUGCGCGACUACCGCGUCACGUGCAUGGCUACCAAAAAGCAGUACAGCAAGAAGGCUUACCACCGAUGGCGCGCCGUACGUGUACUGCGGACGGCCGCCGCCAUGGUUCUGCCGGACAAGGGCUGCGGCGGUGCGACUACCGCCAAGAUGCGCACCAUGCAGAGGGACGAUGUGUGGAGGGACGUUGAGCGCGCGCUGGCUGCCGUUCGCCGAAGGAUCGAGCGCGAGUGGAUGUCCGGCAGGCGGGUCGAGCGCCCACUGCUGGGUGCCACCGUUGAGAUACCCAGAGACCCCGGCAAGCACAAGAUUCUGCGCAGUGGUGUCAAUGAGCGGGCAGUGCCAGCAGAUUACUGCGUGUCGCGCAUAAUCGAGGAUGCAA
Messenger RNA from Kickxella alabastrina, 763 nucleotides. RefSeq lists its product as uncharacterized. NCBI's taxonomy places the organism in Eukaryota, Fungi, Kickxellomycota, Kickxellomycetes, Kickxellales, Kickxellaceae. The annotation marks the transcript as partial. The record is from RefSeq and is a predicted model, not a curated record. The transcript is spliced from 3 exons.